AUGGGUUGUGUCGGAAGUCGAAAUAUGUCAUUGACAGUUCAACAACAACAAUCUUUGCAAAUAGACAAGCAACUCGGGAUGGAACGAAAAACUAAGAAGUUAAAAUUUCUGCUGUUGGGUUCUUCAGAGUCGGGCAAAACCACCCUUUUAAGACAAAUGAGAAUUUUGCACAAGAACGGUUUUUGUCUGUCAGAGCGGAUGUACUUCAAGACGAUCAUCCUAGAUAAUCUUAAGGAGUACACCGAGGCUGUUCUGCAGAACAUGUCUGUACUCGGUAUUGCCUUCGAGGACGAGGCUUCUGAGGCAAACAUGUUUCUCACGAAUGUCAAGACAUCUGAAAACAUAAACGAUUUUCGAAAGCAGUUUAAGGGAUUGUAUGACUCAAAUGAAUUCAAGGAGUGCAUGGAGAGGGGCCAAGAAUACUGCCUCUGUAAUGGGGCGCAGCAUAUGGUUGAUGUUGGUGGUCAGAGAUCAGAGCGGAGGAAAUGGAUCCAUGUCUUUGAUAACGUUACAGCCGUCAUCUUCACAACAGCGUUGAGUUUUUACGACCAAGCCAUGGAUGACCCUGCUAAAACGAACAAACUUCGUGACAACUCUUUCAAAGAAUCUUCCCAAUAUAUAUAUGAGCAGUUUGAGAAAGCAGGUGGUCGAACAAGUGGAAUAUACUCUCAUUUCACCACUGCCACCGACACGACUAGUUUUGAUCGUAUCUUUGACACGACCAUGGAUAUCCUCCUCAAUAAGAAUCUGACGGUGACAGGACUUCUUUAG
Messenger RNA from Mizuhopecten yessoensis (Yesso scallop), 771 nucleotides. RefSeq names its product guanine nucleotide-binding protein alpha-3 subunit-like. The transcript has 7 exons. Gene Ontology annotation, cellular component: heterotrimeric G-protein complex. Bases 1 to 771 code for a protein of 256 amino acids. The record is from RefSeq and is a predicted model, not a curated record. Gene Ontology annotation, molecular function: G protein-coupled receptor binding; G-protein beta/gamma-subunit complex binding; GTPase activity. NCBI's taxonomy places the organism in Eukaryota, Metazoa, Mollusca, Bivalvia, Pectinida, Pectinidae. Gene Ontology annotation, biological process: adenylate cyclase-modulating G protein-coupled receptor signaling pathway.